AUGAAGGACCUUUCUUCCAUCGAGACUCUUCCCAUCCCCGAGGGCGUUGAGAUCAAGCUCAAGUCCAGGGUUGUGACCGUCACCGGUCCCCGAGGAACCUUGACCAAGGCUGUCAAGCACAUCCAGAUGGACAUCCAGAUUGUCAAGAGCCAGAAGGGCAACCAGGUCGUCUUUACCGUUUGGCACGGUAACCGCAAGCACGUCGCCUGUUUGCGUACGGUCAAGUCGAUGGUCAGCAACAUGUUCACGGGAGUCACCAAGGGUUUCGAGUACAAGAUGAGGCUUGUCUACGCCCAUUUCCCCAUCAACCCCGUCAUCGGAGCUGGUGGAAAGGACGUGGAGAUCCGUAACUUCUUGGGCGAGAAGGUUGUGAGGAAGUGUCCUAUGCUUGAAGGAGUCACCAUCGCUGAAGGCUCCAAGGACGAGUUGGUCAUCUCCGGAAACGACAUUGAGAACGUCUCUCAAUCCGCUGCCAGUAUCACCGACAAGUGCCGAGUCAAGGAGAAGGAUAUCCGAAAGUUUUUGGACGGAAUCUACACUUCGGAGCGCGGUACUGUGGUCAAGGACACCAUCUAA
This is a messenger RNA of Filobasidium floriforme, 576 nucleotides long. RefSeq names its product putative 60S ribosomal protein l9. Gene Ontology annotation, molecular function: structural constituent of ribosome; rRNA binding. Gene Ontology annotation, cellular component: cytosolic large ribosomal subunit; ribosome. The record is from RefSeq and is a predicted model, not a curated record. The coding region runs from base 1 to 576 and encodes 191 amino acids. Gene Ontology annotation, biological process: cytoplasmic translation. The transcript has 5 exons. Lineage: Eukaryota; Fungi; Basidiomycota; Tremellomycetes; Filobasidiales; Filobasidiaceae.